CGGUUACUUAUUGAAUUUCACUAUACAAUUUUAAUAACCAAUGUUAUACGUUAUCGAAUUUCAAGAUUUGUGACGUAGAGUGGUUUGACGUCGUGUACGUUGGCGACUUAAAAGUGCAGCCUGUGGAUUGGCGUAUGGACAACGGACAGUCACAUAGAACACGUCACUUAAGACACGUUGGUCGUUGUAUACAAUUUGUGGUUACUGAACAUUUUAAUAUUAAAUUUGCCGAUGCGGCAUAAUCGUAAAGCGGUGAGGUAGGUACGUGUAUAAUUGUUAAAGCAAGCACUUUACAUAAUAACAAUACUAUGUUUUUCUCCAUAAUUCAUAACCGUGUGUGAUAUUUAAUACAAAAAAAAAAAACGACAAACGGCCGACGUGUAUGAAAACUGUAUGCCAACGCACAAAUUUUAACGUUUUCGAAAUGACAUCGUUACGUUCUAAAUGAAAACGAUUUUAUAAUCUCGAAAACACGCACAAUAGUAUCGCCAACUAUUACUAAUUAAAAUGAAGUCGUUUUGUUCUUCAUUGUUUUUCAUCGUUCUGUUGUCUGGUUAUGCGAACAAUGGUCAAUGCAACCAGAUAGUAUCAAGAUUCGAAUAUAAAUACAGCUUCAAACCUCCCUAUUUAGCUCAAAAAGAUGGAUCCGUACCGUUUUGGGAAUAUGGUGGAAGUAUGUCAUAUUUUGUUUAAUACUACUUAUUAUUAUUAUAUAAGAUAUUUGACCAACAAUUUUAAUUUCAUAGAUGUUUUAUAAUUUAUCAUGGCUGUAAAAAUACAAAAAUAAAAAAUUUAAAUGAUCUUUGAAUUAACAUCAGAUUUAUAUCACCAAAAUAAAGAAAUUUUAAUCAUUUCAAUCAUUUUUGUGGUACAUGGUUAAAAUAUAUUCAUAAUUAAUUAAAUCAGAUAGUUUAAAUUUACGUAUUCUAUAUUUACAUAUUACAGUUUUUAAUAAUUCUUGAAUACUAAUGUCUGCAUAAUAUUUUUAUACACAGCUGUUACUAUCUAAUUUAUUAACACAGGUUAUAAUAAUAGAUAGGUAUUUGUUAUUUUCAAAAAAUAUAUAAAUUUAAAUAAGUGCAAAGCACAAUUUGCUCUAAUAAAAUAAAAUAUUGAAAUUAUAUAAUUGUAUGUAUUUUGAAUGUAUUAAAGUAAUUGUCAUUCAUUUUUUUUUCCAGAUGCUAUUGCAAGCUCAGAUAAUGUUCGAAUAGCACCAUCUUUAAAAAGUCAAAAAGGUUUGUAAAUACCCACAAUAAUCUAAUAUUUGAAAAACAGUAAAUUAAUUUUAAAUGGUUUUUCACAUUUCAAAGUGAAUUUUUGAAACAUUAAAUACUAGGGUACCUAGAUAGAUUAUUUUAAUUGUUUUAAUAUUAACUUUAACAAGAGUUAAAAAUACAUUUAAAAAAAUAAUUAAAACAUGCAUUUCUUAAAAGUAAAAAAUAAUCUUUUAAAAUAUAAAUUUUGACAAUGAUCUGUUUCUAAAUAUCUUAAAGAAAAGCAUUUUACGUGCACUCAUCCAAUCAAGCCAUAAUUUCAUACAUUUUGACAUUAUUCCUUUUUUUGUUUUUGAGUAUUAUGUUUUUAUAUGGAUAUUAUUUUUUAAUAUUUUUUUUAAAAAAUAAAAUAAAUACUUAGUAGCAUACACGUAUCCAGAAUUUUAUUACAGGGAGGGCUGAUCAAAAUGUAUAAGCAUUGUCAUAUAGUACAAUAAAAACAGCUGUCCUAGGACAAUGAGGACAAGUGCAGUAACCAUUAUAGGUAAUUUAAUGUAUAUCUGUAAGCAACGAUAAACCAUUGCUAACCAAAAAAUAAUUCUGAGCGCAGUUCAGUUGAUAGUGAUGCUUUGUCAACAAUAUAUAUGUCAUAGUAAAAUAAUUACAUAUGAAGGGUGGGCUACAGGAAAAAAACAAUAAUGGUAAUAAAAAAAAUAGUAUAAUUAUAUUAUCUUAAAUUGAUAUGUGAAUUGAGUUGAGGCAUAAAGAUUACAUUAAAUAAUAUAACUAGUGCAUCCAAAUUGCAUGUCCAUAAAAAAGAGUGAUAUUGGUCGACAAACAAGUUAGACAGCUUUUUUGUGACAGAGUUAAAUUGCAUGUUAUUAAUUAUGAUUAUAAUCUAUAAAUAAGUAAAUUAUGUACAGUUCAAUGACUUGUAACUUUUGAUGUUCAGUUUAUAGCUAAGUUUAAUUUUGAAUACCUGUAAUAAAAAAAAAAAAAUGGAUUGCAUGUACACUGAAAAAAAAAACUUCAUUAAUGAAUAUAAAUUUUUUAAUAAUAAUAUUGAGACACAAACAUGCAAAAGUUUUCACAUAAUCUAAAAUUAAAAAAAAGAAACAUGCACACUACUCAACCUAUAUUAUAAUUACCGCACUCAAUUUGGAAACACCAGAUAUAACAUAGAUUUAAAUAUAUGGUUGUAUGAUGUUUUAAUACAAUUCUGGAACUUUGAAACUGCUAUAUUGAACAUUUUAAAAUUUCUAAAAUAAUAGUUUACAAUAGCUAUAGGAGUGUAUAUGUGAGUAAAUAAAUUAUUGGAGGAAAAAUAUGUAACCAUUUAUCUAAAAUUAGUCUAAAUUGAUUAUUAUAGUUAUUUAAUUUUAUAAUGCAAUUACAAAAUAAUUUAUGUAUACAUAUCAUAUUUGAUAUGAGCAGAGCUGUCCAUAUGCUAAAACCCUGUACACACUUAUCUUGCUCAUGUAAGUAAAAUAAUUAACUAUUACCUAUACAGUUUUUGUAUUUCAAAUUGUAUAUAUAGUUAUCAUUAGGGCUAGGAUUUAUAUGCAUUGGUAUAUUUUUCUACAACUUUUGAUUACUGUUUUUGUCAGUUAUGUCUACCAGAAUUAGCUCAUGUAGAAGUAAAUGGUAGUAAUUUUUUUCGCAUAAUUUAACAUAUAAUAAAUAUAAUGAAUACUAUUGCAUAUUUCAAUUACAAAAACACGAAAAAUGCAUGUUUUAUAUUAUGUAUUGACAUCUCAUUUCAAUAAAAAAAUACUCAAAAUGCAAUUUAAUACAUCUUAUCUUAUUGAAGGUUUUACAUUAUAUAAGUAUACUGAAUAAAAGUAUUUAUCUAAAAUUUAGUAUGUGUUUGACAAUCACCAGUGUAUAAUAUAUUUGGUGUAUCCAUUUUAAAAUUAUAAAAUAUCUCACUGAAAACACCAAAUUCAAACUUUGCCAAAACAAAGGAACAAUUGCUUAAAAAGUCAACGAAAAAUUAAAAUAUACCAGACUAGAAUCUAUGUUAAUGUUAAGUAAUAUUUUAAAUGAAAAUAAUCUAGAUAAAGAUUUUCCAAAUCUAACUCCUGGGGAAGUAACAUGGUUUAAAUAAACAAAAAAAUAGGUCAUAUCCAAUGGAGUUUUAAAUAUAAAAACAUCUUAAAAUCGUUCAUUUUUGAAAAUUUAAAACAUCAUAUAAUACAUUUGAAUAACACUAAUAAUUGUAGAAAACAUUUUUUUAAAUUUUAGAACCUUUCAAAGCAUUUUUUUUUCAUUUAAUAAUAUUUUAAUUACUUAUUUUUAGUAAACCAAAUGCAUAUUUCAUAAUUUUUUAUUGCAUAUUAAUCCUAGCCCUAGUUAUCAUAAUCAAAGAGUGAGUAUUAUAAAAUAAAAAUUUAUUUUUAUCUUGGAUGGGUAACAGCUAUGUUAAUUUUUACUGUGUGAUUAUGUACUUAAAAUUUAAGCAAUAAUUAAAGUUUAAACUCUUGAUUUUAUUUUACAAUUUUCAGAGCAUUAAAUUAGAAAAUGUGUAUUUUUUUUUAAAUUAAUGAACACUUUUUAAAUAUCAUUCAAAUUGUAUCAAUUCUAAUUAUUCAUUCUAUAUUAAUUUAUAAAAAAUCAAUCUUGUAUAGAUAAUCUCUGAAGGAAAAAUGUAUUAAUACUUAUAAGUACCUACGCAAGGCUACUUUAAUUUGUUUUGUUUAUCAAACUUUUCAGUUUUUUAAGUUAAAAUUUUUAAAUAAUAAAUUUUAUUAAAUUCUUUUUUUAAGGUGCUAUUUGGACAAAAAGUCAAACUAAAUUUGAUUGGUGGACAGUAGAAAUCAAUUUUAGAGUUAGCGGCCGAGGCAGAAUUGGUGCUGAUGGUCUAGUAAUACAAAUUAUUAUUAACAAUAUUUUUUUUUUUAUUAAAUGCAAACACAAUUUGUUUAGGCAUUUUGGUAUACAGAUUCACAAGGUCACUAUGAUGGUCCUGUUUUCGGAAGUUCUGACAAAUGGGUUGGAUUGGGAAUAUUUUUUGAUUCAUUUGAUAAUGAUGCUAAACACAAUAACCCCUAUAUUUUUGGUAUUGUUAAUGAUGGUUCAAAAAUAUUCGAUCAUGCAAAGUAAGCUUAAUUAUUUUAAUUAUUUUUAUAUUAAAGGAAAAAUAAACAUAAGGUACUUUUAUUUUUUUUUUUAUUUAGUGAUGGUUCAACACAACAGUUAUCAGGCUGUUUAAGAGAUUUCCGAAAUAAACCUUUUGCAACUAGAGCAAAAAUAGAAUACUAUAUGAACACUUUGACGGUAUAUCUAUCAUAUAUUUAUAUAAAUUAUUUUAACCCAUACAAAAAUUGAUUAAUAUUAAUAUUUUCCUUCUAAAUAGUUUUAAUGAUAAUUUGUAUUAUGUGUAUUAUUUUAGGUAUAUUUCCAUAGUGGUAAUACUAAUAAUGAAAAAGAUUUUGAAAUUUGUUUCCGAAGUGAGAAUGUUUUUUUACCAAAGAGUGGCUAUUUUGGAGUGUCUGCUGCUACAGGAGGACUUGCAGGUUAAACAUUUAGAAUUUUAUAUUUAUUAUAUUUGUAAUUAAAAUUUUUACUUUUUACAGAUGACCAUGAUAUUCAUCAUUUUCUUACCCAUAGUCUUUUUCCUCCUGGAACAACAUUUAAAUCUUCUGCAGGGACCUCUGUAGAUGAAGAACAAAAAUUAACAAAUGAGUAUGCAAAUUAUCAACGCAAAUUAAAACAAGAAACAGAAGAGUAAGAUAAUUAUUGUACAUUUAUAUUUAAAACAAUAUAAGAUAUUACUUUGUAUUAUAAUACAAGAGCCUUAGUUAUCAGCAUUGAUUUUAAAACUUCCAGAUAGCUUAUAAUAAAGGGAUAUUUAACAAUUUAAAUUAUAGUUAUAUGGACUUCCCAUAUAACUUCCCAUAUAAUUCCCUGUUUAAUAAGAUAUUGUUGUGCAGCAACACAUUACAGAGGCCAGUUAUUUAUUAUAACUGAUUAUUUACGUAUUGAAAUUUAUUUUAUAAAUAAUAUUUCCAAGAUAAAAUUUCAUUAAAAUUAUUGAAUGACUUCCAGUAAAAUUUCAAUAAUCAUAGCUAAUUAAUAUAUUAAUAUUUUUAAUUUUUAAUUCAUUUACUUCAAAAUAAUUAAAUAUUAUGAACUAAUAAUAUAUGACUUCAUAGGGCGAAUAAAUUUUAAAAAAUGUUAUGUAAGUAUUUUGAAAUCAAUAAUACUUAAAGUAUUAUUACUUACUUUUUUUAGUAUGCCUUAAAUAGAGGUAUUAUAAUUAUAAUGCAAUUCUAAUUUAAUUAUUAACAUAAGCUUAAAUCAGGUAUCUAUAUUUAUAAUCAAAUCACUUAUUGUAAAUACAAUUAGAGAUCUAGACUGUAAUUAUUCACUUUUUUUUUUUUUCAAAAAAUGUUUAAAUCUGGUAAUUUUUGGUUUAACUCUUGGAUUUAAAUUAAAUAAUAUACAAAUAAAAAAAAAAAAACAGAUUUUACAAGUUAUAACAUAUUUAUGUAUUUAAAUUUGAUCUUGAUAUUAAACAUUGAUAAUAUUAUAUAAUACAAUGUAUAUAAAAUCACAAUACAUAGGGUUUUAUUAAUGGGGUGUCAUAAAUAAAUACAAAUAAAAUACAAGUGUUUAACAAUAUACUAUAGGUGCUUAAAAAAUGGCAUACAUUUCAUGUUCAAAAAUAUAAAUAAAUACAAAAUUACAUUUAUUUAGCAUAAUUAGUAUUAAUUUUAAUUUUCUUCUAUUAAAAUAUAACUAUCAUCAUAUGUUUUAGGAUUUUAAAGUUUUGCAAGUUUUGAUAAGUUUGAUAUUUUUGAUAUUCUUAAAAUUUUAUUAAUCCAAAACAAUAUUAAUUAAUUUAAUGAAGAUACUCCUUAAUACAAAAUCAUUAGUUUUCCUCUUAUUUUAAGUCAGAAUUGUACUUAUUUUUAAUGUUAAAAUUGUAUUAUUAUAUUAUUUAACAAAUGGAAACAAACAAUGAGAGAUGGCCAUACAAUUUGAAUAUUCGGAUCUUAAAUCCAAUUAUGCCUAUUACCACUAACAAUACAGACAAUUAACAUAAAUUGUUUUUAAAAUAAUCAUUUUAAUGAACAUAUAAUUAGUUAUUAUUAAAUUAAAUAAGUACAUUAAUUAAUUUUCCAUAUUCAACCAAUGGUCCCUUGAAACCUAGAACAUUUUUAAAUGUUUUAUUUAUUUUUUAUGAUUUACCACAGUUUUCAUAUUAACAAUAAUUACCAGCCAUAAUUAAUUUAACAAUAUUUACUGCUAAAUAAAAAUCAAUAGUAUAACAAUGUUAAAUAUACUUUAAAGUUAAAUUGCUCAGAUAUUAAAAUUACUUUAUUUUAUUUUAUUGUUCUAAAAUCAAUUUUUUUGUUAUAAUUAUUACUUACAGCCAAGGCCGGGGGAAGUUACCUAAGUAACUGAAUAAUUUACAGUUACUUUACUUAGUUAAGUUAAAAUUAACUAAAUAAUAAAAGUUACUGGUUAAAAAUGUACAAAGUUACAAGUUAAAAUUACUUUUUAAUUAAUUAAUUAAUUUUUUUUUUUUUAUUGGCUUUUAUUGUAUGAGUAAUUGUUAUAUUGGAAUAUUAUUAAAUUAUAUGAUUCUAAUUACUUUAUCAUUUCAUAAUUUUGAAAAUAUUAAGGAGCUAUGAUAUAUUUACAUCAGAUUGCCAGUUUUUGAAGGAAUUUAUAAGAUAACUUUCAUGAAUUGAUGUUAGAAAUUAUAGUAACAAUAUGUUAUCACAUUCUUACGUGAAAAUCAAGGUGUAUUGUACAAAGUAUAAUGUUACUGAUUUUCAUAACUUUUUAACUAUAUUAUUUUCACGAGAAAAAGGUAGUUUUAUGUGCAUUAAUUUUAUCAUACCAUUGCUUAUCUGUAUAUUAUGAAAUCUAUUGUUAUAACUAGAGAUCCGAUUUUAUAUUCUCUUACAGUCCACAAAAAGAUGUUUAAAAACAUCAAAAAAUCUUUGAAAAAUUUAAAAAGCAAAAAUGAUUAUGGAGUUUAAAAGUUCUUCCCCUUUCAUCCCCCACCACUAAUGGCUAACCUAUUUGAUAAAAUUUCUUAACACUAACAAAUUGAUUCAUACAAAAUAAUUGCAUACACAUAUCAUGAGCAUGAUGUAUAUUUUACAGUUAUCAAAAACAACACCCUGAAAGUAAAACAAAAGAAGAUAGUGAAUUUGAAGACUGGUAUGAAACGGAUAAUCAGCGUGAAUUACAUCAAAUAUUUUCUGGGCAAAGUCAAAUUGUGGAAUCUGUUAAAAUUUUAAAUCAAAAACUUGAUGAAAUUGUUGGCCGUCAAGAAAGAACACUGGGUUUAUUAUCAAAUGUUCAAUCUACAAUGGCAGUUCUAAGUUCUGUAGGAGGUCAUCAGCCAAAUGGUAUUUAAUUAUUUAUGAUACGAGGUUUGGCUAUUAAAUAACGAGACUGCGCGCAUAGAGAGCGUCCCAAAAAGGUUAGGGGAAAACCAAAUACAGCCCUGGCUAGCUAGAAGUGUCUAUUAUGCCAGUACAAAAUUGGGUUUUUGUUGGUGCAUUAUUAUUUUUUCUGUAGCGUUUAGAAACGAACAUGUUUUUUUCUCUUGCCAAAAAACAUGUGUGACGAAAAACAAAAGCAAUGGAUAAAUGUAAAAUUUUCUCGUUAAACUAAAAAAAACUCCAACUGAAUGCUAUAAGUUGUUAUAAGAGGCCUAUAGUACUCCAGGCACUCCAAUACUCAAACACGCGUCUUACUCACCCGACUUGGCACCCUGCGACUUUUACUUGUUUCCGAAGAUAAAGUCUACCUUAAAAGGAAUCCGGUUUGAGUCGAUGGAAGAGGUGAAACAAAAAUCGGCGGAACUCCUGAAUGGUCUUACGAAAACAGACUUCCAGCACUGCCUGGAUGCCAAUGAAAUAGUGUGUGGCGAGGGAAGGGGAGCAUUUGAAUGUAAAAUAAUUUUUAUAAUAAAACACUUUUUCGUAACCAGUCUCGUUAUUUAAUAGCCAGACCUCAUAAAUGUAUGUGAUUAUAAGUUUUAAUUUGUUUAUUUAUAUAAUAGUACAAACACCACAAAUGGCACAAUUAAAUGCUGGAAUAGGAAGACAAGAUAUUGAGUCCCUUAUUGUGGCACAGAAUUCAAUCAUAAGUUCUGUGAGAGAAGUGAAGUAAAUAUCUAAAUUAUUAUCUAUACAUAUACAUUAUUUAAUUAAGGGUUCUUAUUUAUAGAAGAAAUAAAAAUAUUGAUUCUUUUUAUGUAGGCCCCCUCACUUUAUUCUUUAUUACAAGAAAGUAAUUUUGGUUAAAUUUGGUCAUGACUUAUAACCCCUUCCCAUAUCUCUGGGGAGUUACAAAAAAGUCAACGAUGGUUGUUUUUUGAACUUAAUUAAUAAAAUAUAACACUCGCCAAAGAAAUGUUUAAAACUUGAACAGUAGAAAUAAUAUUUUCAAUAAAAAAAUAUAUAAAUAUAUUAUUUUUUAUAGUUGCAAUAUUUUUUUUUUUUUUUUUGGCAAAAUUGAUAAUUUAUAGUUAUUUUAAUAUAAUAUUUAACAAAUGGUUAGAAACAAAAAAAAAAAAAAUGAUUUAUAAAAAUCAUUGUACAAAAUUGAAUUUCCUGAAAAAAAAAGUAUAUUUAAAAUAUAACUAAAUAUAAUUGUAAUUUGUCAUAAUACAUACUAUUUUAGCAUAUUAUAUUAGAUAUGUGCUGAAUAAUAUGGUUACUAAAACUAAAUUCGCAUAUUUAUUUUAAUUAAAUAAUAAAUAUAAAUCAAAAACAACCUCUAAGGCAAUUUUAUAACUAUUAUCAUCUGAUAUAGUAGAAACAUUGUUUUAAAGGAAAAUAAUAUAAAAAUUGAAUUUAUUAAACAAUUUAUUGAUUUAAUUUGAUAUACAAUUUUAGUAGAACUUAAAAAUGAUUUAUGGUAUUUAAAUUCCACAAAUCAUUUUUAAAUUUAUUUUAAUAAACUGAUAAACUGAAGAUCAUUUAAGGUAUAAUGAAAUCUAAUGUUGCAUUAAAUCACACUUCAAUAUGUAUUAUCCAAAGAUUAAAAAUAUUGAAAUGUUUCAUAGUCCAUUUUCUUCUGCUUUGAUCAAUUUCUACACCUUAUAAUGAUCUUCAGUUUAUUAAAAAACGUAAUAAAUAUAAAACAAUUAAUGCAAAUAUAUCAAGUUUCUUUUAAUAAAUUUAAAAAUUACUUGUGGUAUUUUUCCCCUGAAAAAUUCUUAGCGUAGUAAGGGAGCUAUUGGUUUUACAAUGCCUGUUUGUUUCUUUUUUUUCUAGUCUGUGGACACUUUUUUUCCUAGUAAACUCUCUGAUUUUUAUUUGUAGCAAUUUUUCUGAAACUAAAGUUAUCUAGAUGGUAUUUUUUUUAUUUUCGAUGCCAUUUUUUAAAUUAAAGCACUUAAACAGGACAAAUUGUAAAAUUUCACUAUUUAAUAAUAAAUAAUUUCAUUAUUUUAUAAAAAUACGGAUGACAUUUUCUACCAGAAAAAAUGAUUUAAUCGUAAAAUCACAAGAUACCUUUUUGAUUUACUUUCUUGCGGUAUUAUUGCCAUAACUUUUGAGCUUUUAAAAAAAAUUUAAUUUUUAGGAGUUUUUUUGCUGUAAUUCGGUUAUAAAAACACGUAUAGACUUGAAACUUGGUAAUAAUACUUAUAUUGGAUUUAACUAAUCUUGGUGAAAUUACCAAAUUGAUCGAAUGACUUUUUUUAAUAAUUGUUUUGAAAUUAAAUUUUAAUGAAAAAUUCAAAUUAUGUAUUACUGAACUGAGCUGAAUCACGGAGUCGUGUAAAAUAGAGGAUCCAAUGAACUUUUUACAACUAUUUUUCAGGAAAUAAAAUUUUAAAAGAUUUUUAUGUUCCAGCCAUUUGUCAAAUUUAUUAAAAAAAAAAAAUUAAAAUUUUAUAGUUGUAAGACAUAAAUUUAUAUUUUUUAUAAAUAAUAUUUCCUAAUAUUAUCCAAUAUUUUAUUGGAAAUAAUUAAGUUCUAGAACUGAUAUAUUUAUACAUUUUUUGGCAAAGAGCUAUUUUUCAACUCCCCAAAGGUAUGUGAAUGGGGUGUGAAGUCAUAGCCAAAUUUUACUAAAAUUACUUUCUUAGAAUGACGGAAAAAAUGAGGAGGUCUUUCAACAAAAAUUUGAAAGUUAAAAAAUAUGAAGCACCGUGAUCUGCCAUUUGCAAUAACAUUUAUUCUAUUUUUUAUUUUUAACUAAUGAGUAUAUCUCUGCACUUCAAUAUUAUAUAAAACAAUCUUUUAGAUUGGGGAAAUUAGAAUAGAAAAUUAAACAUUUUAUUAAAAUUUAAAAAAAAAAUUCAAAAUUAUUAUUUUGUAAAGUAGACUUUUAGAAAAAUGUUGAUGGUUGAAACUUUUAUUUGGGUAUACUCUUUUAUUUUCUACAAUUUACUGAAUUUUUUGCAAAUGUGAAUAUUAUUGUGGUUUAUAAUUUAUUAUAAUAUUUAAUCAGUAGUCAGUAGUAUUACUAUAUGAUAUUAACUCAUGGAAAAAAAGAUCCUAGUCAUUUGAUGUGCUUUGACUUUUGAUUAAAUAUUAUAAGAAAUUAUAAACCACAAUAAUAUUCACAUUUGUCAAAAUUCAAAAAUGUAUAGGAAGACAAAAGACUUUACCUUAACAAAUGUUUCAACCCCCAAAAUUUUUCUAAAAAUCUAUUUUACAAAAUGGCUAUUUUGAAUUUUUUUAAAAAAUUAUAGUUAAAUGUUUAAUUUUUUUUAUUUGAAGUUUUCUCACCAAACUUGUAAAUAAAACAAAAGUUAUUUCAGGUGACAGAUUAUCAUGCCACCCACUAUAUAUGUGUAAUUUGUAUUGCUAAGACUUAAAAAUUAAAUUUUAAAUCCAGCCUACUUCAUGCCGAAAAUAUUUCGUUAUUAAAAUACUACUUAUAUAUUUUAUAGAAACUAUGUGGUAGAAGUUCAUUCUAAAUCAGAUACUAUAAUUAAGAAUCAAGUCCACCAGCCUACUGCACAAGUUCAACCCUUAGGCUAUGACCAGAUAUCAAUUAUGCAUGAAAUAAGAGACUCAUUGAAUGCAAUGAAACGAGACUCUGCAUCUAGACCUAGUUAUGCACAGCCAAUUGUAUGUCCCUCCUGUGCUACAAGUACGGUUGUCAUAGUUACAGCAGUUGUUCAAAUGUUUUUAUUCACUAUUUAUGUUAUUUAUAAGUAAGUAUCCACAAAUUUAAAAUAUGUUUCAUAAUUUUAAGUUUAUAGUUUCAAAUAUUAUUUAUUUAUAUUCUUAGAAAAAUAUUAGUUUUAUUUUAUAAUGGGGUUUUAUUUUUUUAUUUUUAUUCUGGGUCAGGCAACUUAUUGAAGUAAUUAGUUGCAUUUGGAUAAAAUUUACAAAUUUCUUGUCUAGAAAAUUGAAUAAUCUGAAAUUUGUUUCCUCUCCAGACAGAAAAUGAAAUGUUGAAAUUGUAAUUUUUUUUUGAGAUGAAAGGAUAUUGAUUUUAAAUUAUAAUACAUUAUUUGUUUGUUAGAAAAUUAAUAAAAUUUAUACACAGAAUUAUUUCAAUUCUACUUAAGAAUAAUAGUGGACUUAUUUAGAAUAUAUGAUUUUAAUUAUUAUAUAACACAAAUUAUAAUUUAAACAUUUAAUAGUUUAAAUGUUCUUAACAUGAAUAAUCUAUGUCUUUUUUUUUUCAGAAAUAAUAAAGAGUCUCAAGCAAAGAAAUUCUAUUGAGGAUUAAAAUAUUACCUAUAUAUCUAGUAUAUUUUAUAUGGAAACUGUAUAUAUAUAUAUACAUAAAAGUUCAUUCCAUGAAUUAUUAUAAUAAUCUGUAAUAGAUAUAUAUGACAUAUACAAUUAAGAAAAAUUUUAAAAAUACAUGUUCGGGUACUAGAAAAUGAGUUAAUUAUUGUUAAGACAAUUAUUAUUACUUUUUUAUAAACAUGGUAUUUUACAUCAUUCUGGUUCAUAAAACAAAAACAAAAAUGUGUUGUGAAUUACUUGUAAAUUUAAUAGGAAUUAUUGAUUAAGAUAAUAAACAUUUUUUAUAUAUAUAUAUUUGUUCAACCAAUAUUGAUUUAUGUUUAUUAAUUUGAUUACCUUUGUGUUUAAUAGUACUUUUUUUUAUAAAGAUAAUAAUAAAUUACAAAUAAAUAUCAAGAUAAUAGCAGUUAAUGAUUUAUUUGUUUAUUAAUUGCAUUAUUAUUGUUAUGUUGUAGUAAUGAUUUUGUUAAAAGAUAGUAAUUAUUAUAUUUAAUAAUUAUAAUAAUUUAUGAUUAUGAUAUAAUAUAAAGGUUUAUAAAUAAAACAAUAGUUUAAUAAAUGUAAAAAAAAUUUAAGAACACAUGUCAGAAGGUUAAUUUUAAAAAUGUAACAGGAUUUUGUGAUAUAAUAUUCAUAGCCUGAUUAUAAAAUUGAAUUUUAUUCUUAACAAUAAUAAAAUACAGGCGCUGGGAGAUAUAAAUCAAACACAUUGUUAUGCAAAACAAUAUAAAAUAAUAAUAGGUAAUGUAUAAAUGUAUAAUAUUGUUAUGCGUUUUCACUUAAAAAUUAUUAAUUAUGUUAAUAUUAUGUAAUGAUUUGAUAUUUUGUAAAAAUAAAUAUCAAAUCUAAUUGUGUGAAAAAUAUAACAUUAAAUUAAAGUGCAUGUUGAACCGUUCAUAACUUCUGACAAAAACAUAGGUGUACCCGCGCCAAGUCCGCCAUCUGUUUUUUCUUGUUCGUUUUCCUGGUCAUAUUCGCAAUCAAAGUACCGACUCUGUAAACAAUACAAAAUCACAGGGAUUAUAAACAAAAAUUAUUUUUGUUUAUAAAAUUUAAUAUGAUAUCAUCAUUUCACCUGGCAUUCAUAACAUCUGCAGUGGUCACUCAUUUUACAUGUUAUGCCCCAUUGAGCCGCGACAGCUUUGUAAAACUCCUUGCUGCUCUUAUGAAAUAUUUCUUGUCGUACAGGAGAACCAGUGCUCUGGCAAUCGGUGUUAGAACUGCAAGCUUGAUACUGACUACUUCCAGCUGCAUAUUUCUCCUCAUAAUGACCACCAUGUUCAGAAGACAGUCCUGGCU
Molecule: messenger RNA, 13201 nt
Organism: Cinara cedri
Lineage: Eukaryota; Metazoa; Arthropoda; Insecta; Hemiptera; Aphididae
Source: the annotation of a GenBank genome assembly